This is a messenger RNA of Pectinophora gossypiella (pink bollworm), 2620 nucleotides long. RefSeq names its product sodium/potassium/calcium exchanger 3-like. Gene Ontology annotation, molecular function: calcium, potassium:sodium antiporter activity; calcium channel activity. Lineage: Eukaryota; Metazoa; Arthropoda; Insecta; Lepidoptera; Gelechiidae. Bases 199 to 1794 code for a protein of 531 amino acids. Gene Ontology annotation, biological process: intracellular calcium ion homeostasis; calcium ion transmembrane transport. Gene Ontology annotation, cellular component: membrane. The record is from RefSeq and is a predicted model, not a curated record. The transcript is spliced from 11 exons.
CCCGGACAUCAUUGCACGUCUAUGUCCACUUAUGUGUUAAUUUCAAAAUCUUCCCUUCCAAUGCAAUUGUGCUGUAUAUACAGCGAAAUAUUCGAGUUUUUUAUUUGACAAAACUUUUAAGGUUCUAUACUUAAUUCUAGUGGUUCAGUAAUUUAAAUUCAUCUUCGAAAUUAGUAUUCAAGUUACUAUUUGUUUUAAAUGGCAAACAUGUUGAUAAGGACUAGACAGCUUCGGUGCAAAGCUCGAGGUGCAGUGAUUUUAAGAGUGAUUUUCUUUUUCGGGAUUCCGACGUUAUAUUUUUUAUACUCGCGCGGGAUUGUUUCUGAAGCACCGCUGAAAUCCGAGACGACGCAUUUAGAUUUAGGUACAGAAGAUCGAUACUGGUACACGGAUGGUAAUGUAGGUACCCGGCGGUUGCUAGGAUUGGUAUCGAAGGAGGGGAGGAACUGCACUCCGGCCGCGAUCCUUGAGUUCCCUCCUGAUGGCUUCACGCGCUCACAGAGACAACAUGGCUUCAUCGUGGUGCACUGCGUCCUAGCUGUCUACUGCUUCCUCUUGCUGGGCAGCGUGUGCGAACAGUACUUUGUACCGGCCAUUGAAAUCAUAUGCGAACGGCUGAAUAUGGCGUCGGACAUAGCCGGGGCGACGUUCAUGGCCGCGGCGAGUUCCAGCCCGGAGCUGUUCAUCAACUGUGUGGGCACCUUCGUUACGGAGGGCGACCUGGGGGUCGGCGCCAUCGUCGGCUCCGCCGUCUUCAACGUGCUGGCCGUUCCUGCCUGCUGCGCGCUUUUCUCCGGCAUGGUGAUCGAGCUGGACUGGUGGUCGGUGUCGCGCGACUGCCUGAUGUACGCGGUGGCGGUGGUGGCGCUCAUUCUGUCGCUGCUGGACGACAGGAUCUACUGGCACGAGGCGCUGUUGCUCGUCCUCAUGUACACGCUCUACAUACUGGCUAUGGUCUUCAAUGGACGGCUCGGCUCAUUCUUCAAGAGCAGUUGUUGCUCGUUCCAGAAGCCAAAAAUGUAUACCGAAGUCACACCGUUGCUUAUAAAGGAGAAAACAAGCCAGCUGGACGCAGCGGGGCGCAUGACUCGUCCCGACCCUGACACCAAUACCAACCAGCUACACGAAUCCACAGACUCAGACGACAGCGCGAGUUCGGUAUGGUCGUGGCCGGACGAGAAGACGUCGGGAGCGAAGAAGUUCCUGUGGGUACUCACAUGGCCGAUCAGCCUGGUCCUGUGGCUGACAGUGCCCGACUGCCGCCGGCACCAGCGCCUGUACCCGCUCACCUUCGUCAUGUGCGUCGCUUGGAUCGGAGGAGUCUCAUACCUAGUCGCCUGGAUCAUCACUGUCAUUGGUGAUACUUUGAACGUGCCGGACAGUAUAACUGGACUGACCAUCCUAGCCGCCGGCACCAGCUUGCCCGAAGCUGUCUCCAGUGUGCUCGUCACUAACCAUGGACACGGCAAUAUGGGCAUCAGCAACUCGAUCGGGUCCAACACCUUCGACAUCCUCCUCUGCCUGGGCCUGCCUUGGCUCAUUAAGUCCUUGUUUUACCCAUCCACGCCUGGUAAUCAUUGGGUUUCAAUAAACUCAAGCGGGCUGUCAUACAGCGCCCUAUCGCUGCUGUCGACGCUGCUCACCUUGUAUGGAGCACUGGUGCUGAACAAGUUCCAGCUGGACUGGAAGGUGGGCGGCACCUGUGCACUCGUCUACGUCGGAUUCCUCGUUCUGGCUUCGCUCAUCGAACUCAACGUCCUCUUCCAAGUCAACCUGCCCAUUUGCCCGCAUUAGAAAGCCUUGGGUCGUUCAUCCGACGCUAUUAACUCGCUUACUACCCAUAAAGGCUUAACUUCCUGGAUGUACGCGAAAACAAUACAGAAACGGACGGCGAACUCUACGACGGUUUUAAAAAGUAAAAACGUUGAAUUUCACACACGUGAUGAUAAAAAUUAAGGCCGUCGAUAUGAGUAUUUAUUAGUCGUAGCUAUAGUUUCACACGUUAGCUAACGGUCUAUUCACAAUACCUAUAAGAAAGUCUUUAUCUAAGUAUACUUAAACAAUUAUGUAAGUGUUAUUCUCAUGCUAGCUAAGUAUUAUAUACAUUGUACAAUACAUAGCGUAUUUAGGUAAGUAAGUAUACAUAAAAAUUACAAUUAGGUACAUCAGGCUGCAAAUGGAUUCGCUUUCGACGAAUUUGCAUGACGAAGAAACUAGUACCUACCAUCCGGUCAAUAAAACCAAUUGUAAGUAGGUACUCAAGAAUAUUAAUAGGGGAGAUGGUAAAAAACUAUUGCAUCACAAUACUUCCUGUCAACAGCAACCACAGAACAGAUAAGGUCGAUUUUUCGUAUCAACUAUAUAUCGAAAGAAACCCAAAUCCUUUGUAGCCUUAUCUAUUACAAGUAAAUGUCAGACAGGGAGUUAGGACCUGUCUCACUAGGGCACCAAAGGUUGCACCGUUGCGCUACCUGCGGGAAAUUAUCCGGGAUUCCGGGAUUCGUAGUGGCUCCACGAUGGUGUCCCAGUGAGAAAGAGCCCUUAUGUUAGAGACCGUGUUCGAAUACUGAUUUCUUUAUACUACGUAGUAUUUAGUUAAAAUUAAAAGUAUGAUUCAAAA